Lachancea fermentati is the source of this 534-nucleotide messenger RNA. Lineage: Eukaryota; Fungi; Ascomycota; Saccharomycetes; Saccharomycetales; Saccharomycetaceae. The record is from the annotation of a GenBank genome assembly.
AUGCUAAGACCUUUGAUAAGAAGUUUACGGAUCACUAGCAGGGUCCCCAUUUUACAGGCUCCAAGAGUGUUACCUAGACGGGCAUGGUAUUUAUCCAAGACCUUUUCUACAUCAAGUUUGAAUUUUCAAGAGCAAAAGAAGGAUGAUGGCAAGAUCCACGUAGGGUCGUUUAAGGUUGAUAAACCCAUGCUUAUGAUAGCAUUUACAUGCAAGAAGUGUAACACUAGAUCAUCGCACACAAUGUCCAAGCAAGCUUACAAUAACGGCACCGUCCUGAUUCAAUGUCCUGGUUGCAAGGGCAGACACUUGAUCGCCGACCAUCUCAAAAUCUUUUCAGAUAACAAAGUAACAAUCCAAGAUAUCUUGAAAGCAAAGGGUGAAUCUGUUUCUCUGACUACCGAUGACCUUGCAUUUGAAGAUAUUCCUGAGAACCUGAAAAAACGGAUAGGCCACUAUGCUAAAGAUGCACCGGAGCAUUUGAAGAGGAAACUCGACAAUGAGCAGAUUCAUACGCUUCCUGCAAAAGAAAACUAG